AUGUCAAAAACUGAGUAUGAAAAGCAGUUUUCUCAUAUUCCUCUGCUGAAAACUCCUGUGAAACUGAAAACUUACACUGGAGACCAGAUUUCUGUUUGUGGUAAAGCUCACUUGAAUGUGAAGUACAAAAGUCAAAGUGCCAACUUGCCAUUGAUAAUUGUAGAUCAUCCUGGAAAGCCUGCCCUUCUCGGUAGAAACUGGUUAGAAAAGUUGAAGUUGAACUGGAAUAAAAUUUUAGAAUGUGACACUGACUCUGUACAUAAAUUAGGUGAAACGUCAGUGAAAGAUGAAAACUCUUCGGUAGAUCACAAAGUGAAGGAUAGGUUAGACCUGAUUCUUCGAAAGUACAGUAGUGUGUUUGAAGACAGUUAUGAUGCCAUGCAUGGUCACUCUGCACAUAUCAGGAUUAAAGAGGGUGCGAAACCUGUGUUUCAUAAGCCUCGCAGAGUUCCAUAUGCACUUCGUGAACCAGUUGAAGCCGAGUUGAAAAAGCUUGAAGAAAAUGGUGUCAUUGAAAAGGUUGAUCAUGCUGAGUGGGCAAGUCCCAUUGUAGUAGUACCGAAAACAGACAAAACUGUCAGAAUAUGUGGUGAUUACAAAGUCAGUAUCAAUCCACUUGUUGAAGAUGAACAAUGUACUUUGCCAACUACCCAAGACUUGUACGUUCAAUUGGCUGGUUCUAAGGUGUUUUCUAUACUUGAUCUUUCUCAUGCCUAUGCCCAACUCUCAGUUGACCCUGAAAGUAGGAAGUAUCUUAACAUCAACACCCACAAAGGAAUAUACACCUACACUAAACUUCCUUAUGGAGUCAAAUCUAGUCCAAAGAUCUUUCAGUCCAAAAUGGACAGUAUUUUACAGGGCAUUCCAAAAUGCGUGUGUAAACAAGAUGAUAUUUAG
Molecule: messenger RNA, 897 nt
Organism: Lineus longissimus
Lineage: Eukaryota; Metazoa; Nemertea; Pilidiophora; Heteronemertea; Lineidae
Exons: 1
Coding region: 1-897 (298 amino acids)
Source: RefSeq, a predicted model, not a curated record